Molecule: messenger RNA, 878 nt
Organism: Cucumis sativus (cucumber)
Lineage: Eukaryota; Viridiplantae; Streptophyta; Magnoliopsida; Cucurbitales; Cucurbitaceae
Exons: 3
Coding region: 198-488 (96 amino acids)
Cellular component (GO): MICOS complex; mitochondrial inner membrane; mitochondrion
Source: RefSeq, a predicted model, not a curated record
UGAACCUGCUUAGCAAACAAUGCAAUACAGGGGUCCGACGGAAACCCUCGUAAUACGGCUAUUACCUUUUUCCCCCUUCUCACAAAGCCGAAAGAAUUGCAGGAAAUUCAGAAGAAGAAGAAGGUUGAAGAAAAGAAGUGGGAGAGGAUAUCAUACAACUUUAUCCCUUGAUAGCGUCUGACAUUUCCUUCCUGGAUAUGGCUGAGAACAAAGGGGUUGUUCCUCCACCCCACGAUUUGAGUGCCAAGUGGGAUGCUUGUCUUGAUUUGACGCUGCGUCGAUUCGUUUACUCUUCCUUCGCUGGUGCAUUUGGUGGCCUCCUUUUCUUCAGGAGUCCGGUGACUCGUUGGGCUUCUAUAGCUUUUGGCGCUGGAUUGGGCAUUGGAUCAGCAUACACAGAUUGUAAUUCUUUAUUUGAAGGUUCCACCGCCAAAUUCACAUCUCCAAAAAUCACAGAGGCUCAGCCUUCACAGGAGGGGCAAGAUUAAGGACAAAUACUGUGCGAAGCAAGCUGUCUUGAGAUUGAAUGGAUGUGAAACCGUAAUUUUACUUGAGAUUGUUUAAGCUUACUUUUCCCAUGUUUGGUUUCAAUUGUGUAAUGCAAACUUUUUUGCUUGUUGACAUUAUAUUUCACCUCCAUGCACGCUACAGAUUUUUGUAAGCAUCUGCAACUUUCCCCUGUUGCUUAUAGAGUUUCGUGAGCUGGAGAGGAAAAAAGAAAUCAAUAAGUACUCUUCUCGCCACCCUCACUUUGGUUAUCUAAUUCAUGCUUUGACAACCAUCUUUUGUAUUGUACUCUUUGCAGUUUGAUGGCUUGAAGUAGUAGGGAAACGUGAUAAAAUAUUUUGGACUCUGGUUAAUGAGACUUAGGUUUUGUU